AUGGCAAGCCGCGCAGCCAGACUUCGCGACAUAUACGAUUCACUCCAAAAUGCCGACGCUCGUGCAGCCGUGACCUCCGAAUUGAUUGCAUUGCUGGACAAGAUUCCAGCUGGUUUGGCGGACCGUGUCCUUUCUUCCGCCCUCGAGGUCAAAACGCGCCACUCCUCAAUCCCACAGCUAGACCUCCCCAGUCGCAAACGCGAAAUCGAGUGCAUCCUCGACCACAUCUCACGCGACUCCAAAUACUCACUUGUCAACCCAGAGAGAUCGCGGAGGAACGAGCUCUUUAACGAGGCUGCGCAGACGCUGUUGAGCUGGCUGCAGGAUAUCUGGCGGGUUGUCUACGAACAUUCGACGCAGUACGAAACGGCGCACCGAUGUCUGGUUUUUGCAGCGGAGUCGUUGGUGAAACUGUGUGAAUCACGCGGAGCAGGCUGCAAGUGCCCCUUAAACAUCCCGAUCAACGUCUCGAUCGAGAAGGAAUCCGGGGAGGUCGUCAAGACGUUCGCGUUUACUGGGCUCUCGAACAUCGACCAUGUCAUACUAUGGGUGUGGCGCGAUCUUUUUGUCUCUAUGCUCGUGAGCAGCCCAAGCGCUGCACAGGCGCAGAUCCCGCAGAUGCUGGUAGACAUUGAAGAUGUAUUGACGUGGCAGGGGCUGGAGUGGUUGUUAUAUGGCGGGCAACGAUAUCUGUCAGAAUCGAGCGACGAUGAUUUGUUCGGAAGCAUUAUGGGGUUGGGUUUCGCGUCGGAUACCUGCCUCGAAGAUGACGACGAUGAGCUCCUCGACGAAGUCGACACCGACGGAGACAGACGGUGCUCCUGCAAUCUCCACGCCUCCCACUGGUCCGACGAGCUGGACAAUGAGCGCCACACCGUCCGCGAGAUGGUGCAGGACCACCUCUUCAAGGUCUUCCGCACCGACCCCUCUGUCGAGCUCUACACCUCCCUCAAGAACAUCCACGCCGAACGCGACUCCGUCACGGACGAGGUCUACGAGAUCCUCGCCGACGUGCAGACGUACUCGUCGGACAACUUCGUCGCGGCGCUCGAGAUAUACUCGGAGGAGUGCGACGCGGACCAGAUCAUCGAGCUGCUGGAAGAGUAUGGGCAUCUGCUCCGGCCGCGCGAUGCGCAGGCGCACCAGCGGGCGGUGGUGACGCUCCUCUCGCAGUGUGACGACGAGUACGAGGCGACGGCUGUGCGGAUCAUCGAGCAGGAGCUUAGCGAUACGGUCCGCGCGGUGCAUGCAUCGCUCCGGGGGUGCUUUUCGGGCAUCGACGAGCAGGCGAACAAAGACGAGCUCGACAAGAUUCAUAAGCUGCGUAGCGCAUCCGCGCAGCGGCAGACCCGCGUCUUGCAAUGGGUCGAGGACGUCGUUACGCCCUCCUCGUCGUCCCCGCCGAACCCCAUCCAGUUCGUCGCGAUGAUGAUGGGGAUGCCGACGCCCGGGGGCGACAACGACGGGGACGCCGAUCCGUUCAUGUAUGUCGAUGUGGAUGACGAUGAUAUGGCGGAUCUGCGGGAGGCGUAUCGCCCGGGGCUGAAGGAACGGUUUGGGGGGUGGGUGGAUGCGGCGGGCCCGCUGAGGACGAAGGUGGCGCAGGGGCUGCUGAUGAGGGUGUUCAAGAAGGUCGUGGAGGAGAUGCCGUUCUUCAGGUGUGUGGAUGUUGUCGACGAGAUGAUGGAGCACAUGGCGGACAACCCAACGACAUCGCACAUCGUAGACGCGCUCGAGUGCCUGUCGUCGUUCUGCAAGCUCCAGCGCAAGACGAUCCUGAUGCGGAAUGAGAAGGCGAAGAGGGCGAAGGCGAAGAUGUCGAACAAUAAAGCCGCUGCGCAAGCGUCCACGUCAACAGCAGGAGGAUCGGCGGGAUCGACAGCAGCAACGGGAAGCAAUGGGGCGGGGGUGGCCGGGACGUCGAGUCAGAAUGAUAGAGAUGAAUUGGACUCGCCGCCGCCUUUGAUACCUAUCGAUUUGCCCACAUCGUCUUCGGCAUCGGCUCCUCCGACUGCGACUGCCACUACGUCGUCACCUACCUCGGCUACAUCCCCAGCCUCUGCUACAGCGUCGGGCUCAUUCCCAUCCCUCCCCAUCUUCGUGCCAACGUGGUUGCCUGGUAGGACGACAACCAACCCGUUUACGCCUGGGGGCAUCGAGGAUGUCGACUAG
Molecule: messenger RNA, 2172 nt
Organism: Pleurotus ostreatus (oyster mushroom)
Lineage: Eukaryota; Fungi; Basidiomycota; Agaricomycetes; Agaricales; Pleurotaceae
Exons: 6
Coding region: 1-2172 (723 amino acids)
Source: RefSeq, a predicted model, not a curated record